Betta splendens (Siamese fighting fish) is the source of this 1228-nucleotide messenger RNA. RefSeq names its product elongator complex protein 6-like. Gene Ontology annotation, cellular component: elongator holoenzyme complex. NCBI's taxonomy places the organism in Eukaryota, Metazoa, Chordata, Actinopteri, Anabantiformes, Osphronemidae. Gene Ontology annotation, biological process: tRNA wobble uridine modification. The transcript is spliced from 7 exons. The coding region runs from base 201 to 1025 and encodes 274 amino acids. The record is from RefSeq and is a predicted model, not a curated record.
CACACAGCUAAGUGUUAGCACAGCAGCUAACUGAGACACAACGUCUAACUAUUACUUAAAAUAACAUUGUUGGCAUCGUUCCGAACCCACUGAUUAAUGAGGCAACCGUCGCCGGUCUGACCCCUGACUCGUUCCCCGCAGCGCUCAGCGGGCUCACUUGUCACUGUUUAGCUGUUUACCGUUAGCCAGCUCAGCUAGCUAUGUACGUAGAGCUCAACAGCAUCCUGAACUCAACUCCGGACACUUUCACUCAGGGUGAAUUCAUCCUGGUGUCGGACAGACGGAGCGAUGCCUCGUUUCUCAUUCACCACUUUCUCUCUUUUUACCUACGAGCGCGGUGCAGAGUGUGUUUUCUGGGCCUGGUGCAGUCGUUCAGUCACUACAGUGCAGUCAGUCAGAGGCUGGGUGUAAGUCUGACACAAGCAAAGGAGAAAGGUCAGCUGAUAUUCUUUGAAGGACUGAAGGAGUCGCUGUCUGUUUUGGUUCCUCGAGAUGCUAAUGGAGCAAGUCCAGCCAUUAACUUCCUCAGGGAUCCCUCUGUCGGCCUGCGGAGCUUAUAUGAGUUCGUCCGUUCCAGUCUGAGCAGCUUUAACAGUAGGGAAAAGGCGGCAGAUGGGGCAGAAGAGUGGGGACCUCCAGUGCUGCUGGUGGAUGAUCUCAGUGUUCUCCUGAGUUUGGGAGUCAGCGUUGGGGCUGCGCUGGACUUCAGCCACUACUGCAGCGCCACCGUUUGCUCACAGCUACAGGGGAACAUGGUGAUGCUUGUACGUUGCGAUGGGGAGGAGGAGGAGGAGGAUGAAGGCUCAGACAGACUACUGAAGGGUUUAACCCACCAGUGCAGCCUCAGUCUUCAUGUGGAGGGUCUUCCAACCGGCUACUGUAGGGACAUACACGGACAGGUGGAAGUGUGUUGGAGGAAGAGACGAGGAGAGGGGCUGCACACGCAGAAGAAGCUUUUUCAGUACAAGGUCCACGACAAAGGAGCCUCCUUCUUUGCUCGUGGGACCUCCAGCACUGUUCUGUAGCUGCACAUUCAUCAGGUUUGCUUGUGACACAGUGGAGGAACCACAUCAUUCUGUUAUCUGGGUCCGGCCUGGUACCAGACCGCAGCCACCUACCGGAUGGUUUUCAGCAAUUAAAGAAGAAACUGUCCUGUAUAUGAAAAAUGAAUAAUCGUUGUGCACCUGAAUGGACCUGCAUUGCCAAUAAAGCACAAAUAGACAAUGAA